Molecule: messenger RNA, 500 nt
Organism: Cloeon dipterum
Lineage: Eukaryota; Metazoa; Arthropoda; Insecta; Ephemeroptera; Baetidae
Gene: ATPsynG
Product: ATP synthase, subunit G
Exons: 3
Coding region: 96-395 (99 amino acids)
Biological process (GO): proton motive force-driven ATP synthesis
Molecular function (GO): proton-transporting ATP synthase activity, rotational mechanism
Source: RefSeq, a predicted model, not a curated record
UAUUUUAUAUUUCCGAGAUGGUUUUUCUAAUUAGUACAUAAACUUGAAUCACGUUGAUUCUCCUCAGUUACGCCCCUCUGUCCGAUUGAUCUUGAAUGGCCGCCAUGGCAUCUAAGGCUCCAGCUCUUCUUAAAUCCGCCCUUGAUGGAGCACAGCCGAAAUUUCAGACCUUCUUGCGCUACGCGAAGGUAGAGUUGGCCCCUCCAACCCCCGGAGAGCUCGGCCAGGUUAGCCAGGGAAUCCAGCGAUUGCUGUCUGGAUUCAGGACUGGCCGCUGGAAGCAGCUGACUGUCAAGGAAGCGACUCUUAACACUCUGGUCUUCACUGAAGUUGUAUGCUGGUUCUUCAUCGGUGAGUGCAUUGGCAAGAGGAGCAUCGUUGGCUACAAGGUUUAAACAUCUCGCCAUUGUAAAGUGUUGUAGACAAAGUCUUGUUGAAAACAACUUCGUGUAGACUACAUUCUUAAAAUAAAAUGAUUAUCGUUAUAAUUUAAAAACAAA